UUUGCUUCCCCGUUUAGCUCAUUUAAGUCCGGUGAGAGAGGACGAAGUUCAGUACAGUAGUUGUGAAACUCCAGUCAGACAUUCUCUCCUGCUGGACAAAUUAGAGAUGGCCUCAUUAUUAUAGUUCAAUGUCCUGUUGGGCACAGGGAAUUCAAUUCAAAUGCCAACCCAAGAAGUGAAAGGAAACCCAUUUGUAAAUUCUGAAUGCCCCAUUUGCUUUAGAAGAAAGACUGCUGGCAGUAAGCAACUUUGUAAACACCUGGUCACCUGCACUCAGGAGUCAUGGCGCCCGCUGUCGGAGGUCCCGUGGGCUACACCCCGCCAGAAGGGGGCUGGGGUUGGGCCGUGGUGAUUGGUGCCUUUAUUUCUAUUGGAUUUUCCUACGCCUUCCCGAAGUCCAUCACUGUGUUCUUCAAAGAAAUCGAAGUGAUCUUCAAUGCCUCCAGCAGUCAAGUGUCCUGGAUCUCCUCCAUCAUGCUUGCUGUCAUGUACGCAGGAGGUCCUGUUAGCAGCAUUCUGGUCAAUAAAUAUGGAAGUCGUCCCAUUAUGAUUUUGGGAGGUUUACUCGCGGGAACAGGACUCAUUGCUGCCUCAUUCUGCAACACUGUCGAGGGCUUGUAUUUCUGCGUUGGUGUUGUGGGAGGUCUGGGAUUGGCAUUCAAUCUCAACCCAGCUCUAACUAUGAUUGGCAAAUAUUUCUACAAGAGACGGCCAAUAGCUAAUGGUAUUGCUAUGGCUGGCAGUCCGGUCUUUUUAUCAACUCUCGCUCCUUUAAACACAUGGUUCUACGAUCAGUUUGGCUGGCGAGGAAGCUUCUUGAUCCUGGGUGGACUUCUGCUCAACUGUUGUGUAGCCGGAUCGCUGAUGAGACCCAUUGGUCCGAAGCCUAAGCCGGCUGUUAAAGGGGUCACCGUUAACGGCCAAGCCGCCGAACGAAAGACCGUGAUUGAGAAGAUCAACAGUUUUAUCGAUCUCACGCUCUUCAAGCAUCGUGGCUUCUUGCUGUACCUUCUGGGUAACACUAUCCUGUUUUUCGGCCUCUUCACUCCACUUGUAUUUCUCAGCAAUUUCGCCAAAAGCAGAGAAAUUCCCAAGGAGAAGGCGGCUUUUUUGCUCUCCGUCCUGGCUUUUGUAGAUAUGGUGGCACGGCCUUCUAUGGGAAUAGUGGCUAGCACAAAAUGGGUGAGACCAAGGGUGCAAUACUUCUUUGCUGCCUCUGUCCUUAUGAAUGGUGUGUGUCACCUGUUCGCCACUCUAUCGACGGACUACGUAGGAUUUGUGAUUUACUCCAUCUUCUUUGGGUUUGCCUACGGGUGGCUGAGCUCCGUGCUGUUUGAGACCCUUAUGGAUCUGGUGGGAGCUCAGCGGUUUUCCAGUGCUGUCGGGCUGGUGACGAUUGUGGAAUGUGGGCCGGUGUUGCUGAGUCCUCCUUUACUAGGUAAAUUCAAUGACAUUUACCACGACUACAAGUACACAUAUAUUUCCUGUGGAAUUGUCCUGCUGGUUGGCGGUUUGUUUCUUUUCGUCGGGAUGGGCAUCAACUACAGGCUACUGGAUAAGGAGGCGAAAGAAGAUUCCAAGAGAGCCAAGCUGCAGGGAAGGGAGGACAGUGUAAACAGAGAGCCUGGCAAAGACGUUGCAGAGGCUUUGAAAGUAUCCGAAGAAAAUACAGCAGAGCAUUCUGUGUGAUAUUUUAUUCGUUCAUUCAUUCUGUUAAACACUAGUGUCAAUUCUGUUCAUACUUAAAAGAGUAGUUCACCCAAAAAUGGUCCCCAUUGACUUGACAAUAGUAUUUUUUAUUCUUGCUAUGAAAAGUCAAUGGAUCCCAGUUUUGGAGUGGACUACUCCUUUAAUGUCUUAAUGAGUGUUUUUUUUUUUAUUAAGAUUUUGAAAAAGUUUAAACUUGUAGGAUGAGAGUUUGUCUCUUUACUUUUGGGAAAUGCAAUGCAUGUGCCGGCAAAAAGGAAGUUACCUUGCAUAAAGGACAUGUGAGUGAAUGAUAAGAGAGAUUAGUGAAUAAUGCACAAUGUUUCAAUAUAUGCAUGCUUUUUAAUUGUCAUAAAGUACAGCUGUGAAUUAUUUCAGCAGUAUCCACAUUUCAUUUGCCAAUGUCUGUUUUUUUUAUUUUUGCACGUCUGUAGUUUAUGUAUGUAUAGCCUAGUGAUGCUGUUUGUGUAUUUACUGAAAAAAAAGAAUUUGCUGGAUUUACGUAAUUCAAUUAUGGGCAUCGGUUCAACAUGAAUAAACUUAACAUAUUACAUCUGCAGAUACAUGUUCAUUUUAUUUUAAGAUAACCUAUUUCAAUCAUGUAGAACUGGUGUCCAUAAUUGAAUUACAUAAAUCCAACAAUUAUUUUUUUUCAGUGUUGUCUAUUAAGUGUUGUGUAUUGCCAAACCUGUUUAAAUAUAUAUUUAGUUUGUUGCAAAACAAUUAAAAUUAUUAUCAUUUUAAUAUGAA
Messenger RNA from Misgurnus anguillicaudatus (oriental weatherfish), 2457 nucleotides. The record is from RefSeq and is a predicted model, not a curated record. Lineage: Eukaryota; Metazoa; Chordata; Actinopteri; Cypriniformes; Cobitidae.